Molecule: messenger RNA, 1838 nt
Organism: Eucalyptus grandis
Lineage: Eukaryota; Viridiplantae; Streptophyta; Magnoliopsida; Myrtales; Myrtaceae
Product: probable WRKY transcription factor 53
Biological process (GO): regulation of DNA-templated transcription
Cellular component (GO): nucleus
Molecular function (GO): DNA-binding transcription factor activity; transcription cis-regulatory region binding
Source: RefSeq, a predicted model, not a curated record
ACCAGCCCCGCCACCAUCUCCCUAAUUCCUCAAGGCUUUCGCUUCUUUUUCUGAUGUUUCUUGGAUCUUCCUCCUCCUGAACCCAUUCAAGACGCGAAACUUCUGUGUGGCUUGGCUUUUCUCAUGUCAUAAAUUCUUUUCCAGAUCUAUUUAGACCGACCCGGUUCCCAUUUCUUAGCUCCCGCCAAUCUCGGCGUCUUGUAAUUCACGAGAAACCCAUCACCAGUUUUUGCUUUUAAGCCGCUUCUCUUGUGCAUGCUUCCUGGCCUUUGUCUUCUUCGCCAUUUUUUGUUGCUCGGGGUCUUUGCUCGAAGAGCAUCUGAUCUCGGAUGCGACUAGAGUCUUGUGUACCAGAAACAACUCGGAAACCAAGUCAUCUUUGACGUUGCCGUUGAGAUCCUGAAGUCAUAUGGAGAACAUGGGAGACUGGGAGAAAAUAACCUUGCUGAAUGAGCUAACACAGGGCAGAGAACUGACCAAGCAACUCCAACACCAGCUCCAUUCAGCUGUUUCGUUGUUGUCGUCAUCAUCUUCUUCAUCACACGAUCAAACCCAGGAAAUGCUCAUCCACAGGAUCAUGGCCUCAUAUGAUAAGGCGCUAUCCAUGCUCAACGUGGAGCCCCAGGCUGGAGGGUGCCCGCGCCGGGCUUCUGAGUCGCCCCCUUCACUGGGCGGGAGCCCGAUGAGCGGAGGAGACUCAGACCGGGAUCUCAAUGAUGGUUCUACUCCCAGGAAGAGAAAGGUGAUGCAGCGGUGGACAAAGCGGGUCCGGGUCGCCCCUGGGACAGGACUCGAAGGGCCGCUCGACGAUGGAUUCAGCUGGAGGAAGUAUGGUCAGAAGGACAUUCUUGGAGCCAAGUAUCCACGGGGCUAUUAUAGGUGCACUCAUAGGAAUGUCCAAGGUUGUUUGGCUACCAAGCAAGUGCAAAGAUCUGAUGACGACCCGACUAUCUUCGAGGUCACGUACCGCGGGAGGCACACAUGCAAUCAGCACCCUGCCGCUGUCAUCUCUCCUUCUCUACCGCCUGAAAAUCAAACCGAUUUCAAUGCCUCCGUCGACGCCACCCCUCUCCAAAGCGUACAAUCCCAACCACACCAACAAAACCAAACCGGACCUCAGGACAUUGCGUUUGACUUCCGUGAAGGCCUCGCAAUCGCAACUCGGAACUUGGACUCCAACAAUGGCAAUCACAACCCCUCUUCUUCAAUGUUCAUUUUCCCUUCCACCCCAGAAAAUAUUUUCGGCGUCAUGAAUAGCAACAGCAACUUCUCUAGUAACCCUGAUUUCCUGUCUCUGUCAACUUCGGGGACCGACUGCUUCUCGGUGCCUCCAGCUAGGUUAGACAGUUUCCAGGCUGGCCCCAGUUUCGGCGCGCCAGAAUCCGAGCUUGCUAUGAUUGUCUCAGCCGCUGCUUCAGGGAACAACCCUCAUGCAAAUGCACGUUCGGAUUCAGAUCUUCCGCUUCACGGCAUCGAGUUCGCUAACGAGAACAUUGCCUUCGACGGCACUGAAUUCUUUCCCUAAAUUUUGAAGCCCAAAAAUUGAGGAAACAAUGUGGUAAUAUCAAGAGUGAUAGUUAGGUUUGGAUUUUCAGCAAAUUUUCCUAGUGUUUUCAAGUUAUAGUUGGCUAGCAAGGAAAGCCAGAUGCAAUUGUCACGGGCCGAUCGAUCACUCCUCGAUUCACCCGUGCGGCCUUAAACCUCUUGGACAUGCUUUCUUUCGGUCGUGACACAAUGGUGUCUCUUUACUCAUCUCUAAUUAUACUUCAUCAAAUUUAAUCAUCCGGUCAAUGUGUAUUAUAGGUGACUUUCCAUUUUUGAACUUUCUCUUCCUGUGA